AUGCCUGUGCCAGCACCUGUAUCAGUGUCCCUGACUGUGCCUGUGAGUUUGUCUGUGGCUAUUCCUGUUCCUGGGCCAGUGCUAAUGCCUGUACCUGUACCUUUGUCUGUGUCUGUCCUGGAGUUCAUGCUUGUGCCUCAGUCAGUGCAUGUGGCACUACUUGUGCCUGUGCCUGUGCAGUUGUCUACAGCUGUGCUGGUGCCUGCCCUUUACCUGUUCAUGAUCCGAUACCUGUACUGCUGUGCUUCUGCCAGUGUCAGUGCUUGUGUCCACGUAAAUGCUUGUAUCUGUGCCUAUGUCUGUGGCAGCGCCUGUGCCUCUGGCAGUGUCAAUGGCUAUCCAUGUGAUAUGCCUGUGCCAGUGGAAGUGCCUGCAUGUGGGCCAGUUCCUAUUCCUGUAACAGUGAUGUUGUUUCUGCACCAGAGCCUGUGCCUGUACCCUGUGCUUGUAUCUGCGCUAGUGUCUAUGCCUGUGCUGGCGCCAAUACUCAUUCCAGCGACUGUUACAGUGCCAUUGUUGAAGCCAGUGUUGGUUCUGGAGCCAGCGUUAGCACCUUCACCACAUGACAUAGUAUGGUUGCAUGUGGAGCCAGCUGCAGCAUGUGUGUGA
Messenger RNA from Schistocerca serialis cubense, 609 nucleotides. Its product is annotated as BCL-6 corepressor-like protein 1. The transcript is spliced from 3 exons. The record is from RefSeq and is a predicted model, not a curated record. NCBI's taxonomy places the organism in Eukaryota, Metazoa, Arthropoda, Insecta, Orthoptera, Acrididae. The coding region runs from base 1 to 609 and encodes 202 amino acids.